AGAGAAACUGAAGUGUAGCUGAGCUGUUGUUUGUUUGUGUCUCUGUAUUCAUGCAGUAAAAUGGCCGAAGCAAGAGUUUCUCAGGAUGAAUUCUUGUGUCCAGUGUGUCUGGAUCUCCUGAAGGAUCCAGUGACCAUCCAUUGCGGACACAGUUACUGUAAGAGCUGUAUUACAGACUACUGGGAUCAGGAGAAUCAGAAGAGAGUCUACAGCUGUCCUCAGUGCAGACAGACCUUCAGUCCAAGACCUGCUUUAGCUAGAAACACCAUGCUGGCUGAAGUGGUGGAGAAACUGAAGAAGACCAGACUCUCUGCUGACUGUGAGGCUGGAGCUGGAGAUGUGCAGUGUGACGUCUGUACUGGAAGAAAAUACAGAGCCAUCAAAUCAUGUCUGGUGUGUCUGAACUCUUACUGUCAGAGUCACCUCGAACAACAUGAGAGUUGGUUUAAAGGAAACAGACACAAUCUGACUGAAGCCACUGGAUAUCUGCAGGAGAUGAUCUGCCAGAAACAUGAGAAGCUCCUUGAGGUUUUCUGUCGCACUGAUCAGAAAUGUAUAUGUGUGCUGUGUACGGUUAUGGAACAUAAAAAACAUGACAUUGUAUCAGCUGCAGAAGAGAGGAAAGAGAAACAGCAACAGCUGAAGGAGACACAGAAUAUGUUCCAGCAGAGAGUGAAAGAUCUCCAGCAGCUGAGAGAGACUGUGGAGUCUCUUAAGCGCUCUGCACAGACAGCAGUGGAGGACAGUGAGAGGAUCUUUACUGAGCUCAUCCGCUCCAUUGAGAGAAGCUGCUCUGAGCUGAUACGACUGAUCAGAGAUCAGGAAAAGACUGCAGUGAGUCGAGCUGAAGAACGACUGGAGCAGGAGAUCAAUGAUCUGAGGAGGAGAGAUGCUGAGCUGGAGCAGCUUUCACACACACAGGAUCACAUCCAGUUCCUGCAGAGUUUCCAGUCUCUCUCAGCUCCUCCUGAAUCUACAGAUGUAAAUUAUGAUUCCUUUAGUUCUCUCUUUUUUGAUGGCCUGAGAGAAUCUCUCCAUCAGCUGAUAGACAAACUAGAUGAUUUCUGCAAAAACGAGCUCAAGAAGAUCUCAGACAGAGUUGCUACUACAGAUCCAUCUGUGUACUACAGCCAGUCUUCAGCAUAUUUUACACAUCCUCUACAUACUGCAAUGGAAGUUACACCAACAAAGGGCCCUGUAAAAGGGAUUAAUCGUCAACCUCCACAUCAGCUUAUGUAUGCAUGUCAACAAUCAACACACACCCCACCUCUCCAAUCACCAGAAGUCUUAUUUGGCACUCAAUUAGGUGCUCAGUUUACAAAGAAAGAGGUUCAGUGGUACUGUGACUCCUGCCUAGCAUUGAAUGAAGCCUCAGCAACUGAAUGUGUUUAUUGCAAAGCCCCCUGCAGCACUGAAAAAAGUAAUGCAGCAUCACAAAGUGGGUUAGGUGCCCUGUUUGGUAAAAAAGAUGGACAGUGGGAUUGUGACGAUUGCCUGGUAAGAAACGAAGGUUCAUCUAACCAUUGUGUUUCAUGUCAGAAAGCAAACCCACAUUUUAAAAACAAGACCUUUGCUGUACCAUCAGGAUCCUCUUUUACAUUUAGUUUUGGAAAUUCUAGCAGCCAACCUGAUGCAACAGGAUUUAAAGCCAAUUUCAGUCCAGUCCCUGCUUUUCAGUUCAGUACAUGUAAGGAUAAAGCAGAAAGCUUCAAGUCCUCUGCAACCAAGGCUAAAAGGUCAUCAAGCAGUUUUUCAUUUUCCAUGCCAGCGCCUGUUGGCGAAUUUAAGUUUGGCAUUGGAAGCCAGUCAUCAGUUGGGACUCCUGUCAGCAAAACAACAAUAGAUGAUAGUUUCACAUGGCCAGAUAAUGGAACUCCAGUCUUUGGGGGAACAGCGACACAAAAUGAAGGAGAAAAAACAUGCACUGAAUCAGAAGAGGAGGGCAGUGAUCAUGAGGUUCACUUUGAGCCGAUCGUCUCUCUGCCUGUGGUGGAGGUGAGGUCCAGUCAGGAGGACGAGAAGAUCCUGUUCAAAGAAAGAGCCAAACUGUAUCGCUGGGACCACCAGCUCAACCAGUGGAUGGAGCGCGGUGUGGGAGACAUCAAUAUCCUCUUCCACCCGGUGAAGAAAAGCUACCACCUGCUGAUGAGAUGUGAGCAGAUGCUCGAAGUCUGCGCCAACCACAUCAUCAGCCCCAGCAUCGAGCUAAAGCCCAUGAACACCUCGGCUAAUGCGCUGGUGUGGAAAGCAAACAAUUACUCAGAGGGGGACGGUAAAGUUGAACAGCUGGCAGCCAAGUUCAAUACUCCAGAGCUGGCCGAGUCCUUCAGACGAGCGUUCACCGACUGCCAGAGCCGUAUGCCUCAGACUGACGCCACUCAGAUAUCUGGCGCCGAGGCACUUUCACGAGACUACAACCCUGUGGUGUUCCUCGACAUCACCAUAGAUGAAGAGCAUGCUGGGAGAGUCGUCAUAGAGCUCUUCGCUCACAUCGUGCCCAGAACUGCAGAGAACUUCCGGGUUCUUUGUACGGGAGAGAAGGGCUUUGGUUACCGCCAGUCCACCUUCCACAGGAUCAUCCCGGACUUUAUGUGUCAGGUUAGGACACAAUGAAAACACCAUGAAUAUUCCUUUACAUCAAUACCUUAACUGGAAAUAAAUUCUUAAUGUCAAAGCAAUCAUUACAGCAAUUUUCUCACCAUUCAAAUGAAUACAUGGCUCAGACAAACUGCACAUAAAUGUGUGCAUGACUGUAAUAAAAUUGUGAGAUAAUUAUUUAUUUACAAAUAAAUCUCUCAAUAAGUAAAACUGGUUUAAUUAUUUUCAGAAUAAUUGUAACAGACAGACUUUUAGUGUCGUCUCCACUUAAAAUGAGACAAUCGAAUUCUGUUUAUGUGAAAUAAGCCGCUCACGACCAGGUUUGAGUUCAUGGACCCGUUCCAAUGACAACUCUGGGAUGAAUUCCAAAGAACUGAACAUGAUCUUGAAUCAUGUCAAACAGCCAACAAUAAAAUCCAGCUAAGUGAGUAAUCCAUGUAUGAAGAAUGGACCCCUGAAGUUGUGUAUGCAGUGGUUUUAAUGUUUGUAUGUUUAAUGCUUCUGGAUCAAUUAAAAGCAAAGCUGCUUUAUUUUACCUUUUAGUUUAGACAAAUGUUUCAAAAAAACUGGUAACAAGCAUAUAAAUUACCUCUGACUAGCCAGCAGUGAGAUCAGGGCUAAUAUAUUCAUUUGUGUUCAGUAAAUGCGCCCUUUAUUAGCUAGUUUCAUCUACAUUUUGAUUUUUACUUCAAAGAUUUGACCUACAUGAAACGGAUAAAACUGUUGCAUUUUCUAAGACCGUGUUGUCUGUUUUUGGAGAAGGCUAAUAAAAUAUAUUGCAUACUGUAA
Messenger RNA from Carassius gibelio (silver crucian carp), 3387 nucleotides. Its product is annotated as E3 SUMO-protein ligase RanBP2. Lineage: Eukaryota; Metazoa; Chordata; Actinopteri; Cypriniformes; Cyprinidae. Gene Ontology annotation, molecular function: peptidyl-prolyl cis-trans isomerase activity; zinc ion binding. The transcript has 9 exons. The record is from RefSeq and is a predicted model, not a curated record. Bases 61 to 2613 code for a protein of 850 amino acids. Gene Ontology annotation, biological process: protein peptidyl-prolyl isomerization; intracellular transport.